GUCAUUCUCGCGACUAUUCGCCGGGUGCAUGUGGUAAUCGUGGAAAGCAAAUAAAGCACUUGAAAGAAAAAAACGGUUCAAGCGUCCGCGCGCGACUCUGUCUGCAGUCCGUUUUUACAGAAGAUUGUAGAAGUAGGCUACGCGCGUGAAACCAUCUGAGCACAACUGAAAACAAGGUAUUUGACUCAAUUCUGAACGACUGUGGAAUUUGUGUUGUUGUAACCUCUGGGAAGCGCUGUGAUUUGCUUGGAUUUAUAAGCACCCGUUGCAAACACAUUGGAUAAGCUUCCUCACCGCCAAAGUAUUAGGCAUUCAAGAAUUGCCUUGCCUCUUAUCAAAAGAAGUGAACAAAACAGCUAGUCCUGUAACACCGAAAAAGGUUUCACUUGCUUCAUAUGGGGGUCCAGCAAGUUCAAAUUUUACGUUUGGAUUGUCAAGUUUGAAAUGUCAAGGAUAGAACAGUCAAACAAGGAAUUCUAAAGGUCUGCUCUCUAGAGAUGUCUUCUUAGUCAAGCUACCGAGGAGGUGAAGAGGUGACAUGCCUCUGUAACACAUCGUCUGAAACAAAUGAUUGGUUGCCAUGCCUCCAGGGAUGGUAUGUCGUCUUUCAGCCCCAGCAGUCCGAUUGCUGCUACCUCCGCUGCUGCUGCUAGUCCUGGGCUGUCCCUUUCCCAGUGGCCUCUCUUUGGCCUCUGACCCCUCUCACUUCGACCCCUAUCCCUCCUUCUCCCGCAACGACACACUGUUUGAGCACCUGGCGCUCCACCCGGACCCUUCCGUGGGCCGUGUCUAUGUAGGGGCGAGGGACCGCCUCUUCCAGCUGGACCGCUUCCUGGCGCCUGAGCUACAAGACAACACGGGGCCCGUAACGGACAGCCGAGAGUGCCUGCCCCCCGUCACCGUGGGCAACUGUCCCCAGGCACGACGCACCAGCAACCAUAACAAGCUCCUGUUAGUGGACCCCUUCUCCAUGGAGUUGAUCACGUGUGGGAGCGUCAACCAAGGAAUUUGCCAGAAGCGUAGUCUAGCCUCUGUGGAUGAGGUGCUCUUUUCAGCUGAGAGGCCGGUGGAUACCCAGUACGUGGCGGCCAACCACCCCAAUGUGAGCACUGUGGGACUCAUAGUCCGCCCACGCCCCGACCGCCAACCUGUCCUGUUUGUGGGGCGGGGCUACACCACCAGCCACCCUCCGAUCUCCACACGGAACCUCGCCCAGGAACCCGUGUUCUCCUACGAGGAGACGGCCAAGCUGGCCGUGGCGGGACGCCUGUCGGAGUAUGACCACCACUUCGUGGCCUCCUUCGCCCACCGCCAGCAUGUUUACUUCCUCUUCUACCGCCGCGACCUCAAGUCGCAGUCGCGGGAGUACCGCACCUACGUGUCCCGCGUGUGUCUGGACGACCAGGCGUACUACUCUUACGUCGAAGUCCCCCUGGCGUGCCGCUCGGCCGGCGGGAAAAGCUAUAACCUCCUCCAGGCUGUGCGCCUCGGUCUACCCAAGAACGACGUGGUGUCCAGAGGUCCCGAGGUCCUCCUGGGCGUGUUCUCCACCCGCAUGGCAUCGUCGACACGGCCCAGCGAGGACUCUGCCCUUUGCAUGUUCUACCUGGACGACUUGGACCAGCGCAUCAACUCCACCAGGGACCUUUGCUACACCCAAGUGGGCAGGACGGAAGUGGGGGCUGAGGCCGCCUACAUAGAGUACGACGUCAAGUCCAACUGUGCCAACCUGCCUUCGAACACUUUGGAUGCCUACCCCUGUGGUUCUGACCACACUCCCAGUCCAAUGGCCAGCCGGAUACCUGUGGAGGCAGAGUCCAUAUUAGACAGCCCAUCUGCCCGUCUCACUGCCGUCGAGGUCAGCGUGAGGGCAAGACAUACCAUUGUCUUCCUGGGGGACUCAAAGGGAAACCUGCACAAGGUGUUCCUGGGCCCCGAGGGUGAGGUGGAGGUGUACGACGUCGUUUCCAUCCAGCCAAACGCUCCCAUCAGCUCGGACUUGCUACUGGACCAGGCCGAGGAGAACCUCUUCAUCAUGACGUCCACCAUGUUGCAAAAGAGGCCCGUGGCAGAGUGUCGGCAACAUCUAGACUGCCAGUCGUGUCUCUCUGCUCAUGAUCCCUACUGUGGCUGGUGUGUCCUGGAGGGAAGGUGUGUCCAGCAGGGGGAGUGUGGACGUGGGGCCCAGGCUGGCCAGUGGCUGUGGAGUUUCGACAUGGAGCAGCAAUGCCUCAUCAUCCAGUCUCUGAACCCUGCCAACAUCAGCCGGGAGGAGAAGAGAAGCAUCUCUCUGUUUGUCCCGGGGCUGCCCGUGCUGGAGGAGGGCGAGUCCUACUCCUGCUACUUCCACAGCAGCUCCAGCCCCGCCACCAUCACAGGCUCUGGUGUUGUCUGCCUCUCCCCCGAUCCCCACAGGGCCCCAGCUGUAUCACCGGGGCAAGAUUUUGUCACGGUCACCUUGUCACUGCGCUUCAACGACGUGGUUGUCACGGCCAACAAGUUCACUUUCUACGACUGCACCGCUGUCAAGCAGCUGUCUGGGAGCAUGCCUUGCCGUGGCUGUGUGUUAAGUCGCUGGGGCUGUAACUGGUGUGUUCAUCAACACACCUGCACCCACAAGCCCACCUGCGAGGAGGGUGUCAUCAUUUACAACGAACACUUUAAACUCCCCACCUCGGCCCCUCCCACAGUCAAAACUGUUACCAUAGCAACAACUGUCCCUACCACAACUGUAGCACCAACAACAACCAUACCCCCAACCACGACAACCACAACCACCAUAGCUACAACAACCAUAGCUAGUACAACUACAACGGAAGCCACUACGAUUGUAGCUACAACUCAGGAGCCUUCAACAACACCACUUUCUACUACAUUACCCACAACCACCAUCCCAGUGCCUGCAACUUCGCCCUCGACCACAACCGUAGUGACCAAGGCUCCCACUACUCUGCCCCCUCCAACCGAAGCUACGACGUCAUUAGCUGAGAUCACCACAACUGAGAAGAACAAGGAGGAGACGACAUCCACAGUGAUAUUCCUUGCGUAUGAGCAAACCGAAAUGGAAACCGAAGGCCUCAUGGUAACACCAGGCAAUGUGGAUGUUCCCACGGAGGCGGACUUGACCAAUGUCACAUUCGCAGCCGAUGAUGACGAUUUGUACGAAUUGACCCCACUGGCAGGUCCUCCAGAGUUACCACUGUUGGAGGUGGUCACCGAUUCCCCCCCUAGCAGUGUAGCAGAAAUGGACCAAGCACAGAGCCUUGGGGAACUCCCCAGCGAGACCACCCAGGCCUCGUCAUCCGGCUACUCCCUUCCGUCCCCCUUCCCGCUGGGUGAGCCGUCUGACUCGGAGCCUACCUUCCACCUGGACUUUACUCAACCUCCACAAGACCCCCAGCCAACCACCCAGGACCAAAGCAGGGGCUCUGACCCAGAAGUCCUCUUUUGGCCCGGGGAAGAUGCAGAUGAGGAUUCUGAAGUCGCCGUAGCGGAAAACGACACAGCCUCCUUUUCUGCUGCCACCGUGUUGUCGGGCGACGGGGAGGUCGACCACAACUCCCAGGCAUUUCCCCGUCUCACGGACGCUGAUUUGGAGCUAGACUACCAGUACGACAUGGCCGACACAUUUCUUCCGGGAGACGAGGGCUCCUAUGUGAGCUGGGGCUCGUCAGCUUGUCCAUGUGUAGAGAAGGUCCAGGGAUCUGCUCUUCUGCCUGUCAAAGUAGAGAAGAAGAUAACCCUGCUGGCUCGCAACCUCCAUCUGUACCAGGACAGAGACUUGGACUACGAGUGUGUGUUGGUCAUUGAAGGGCGCACUGUGGUGGUAGACGCCUAUGUGGAGAUGGACGACCUGAGUCCGUCCCUGUUUGACAUCACUUGUCAGUUGCACCAGUACUCAUACUCAGCUGUGGUGGACGAGUACAACGCCAUGGUGUAUGUGAAGAGGAGGGACACCUUCCACGUGGACAGUGCCCCCGAUCUCUACGUCACCUUGUACAACUGCUCGGUGGGGAGGUCUGACUGUAGCCGCUGCCACACUGCGGAUGCCGUGUAUGGAUGUGUGUGGUGCGGGGGGGCCCAGGCUAGCUGCCUGUACGGAGACUCCUGCAGCGAGCCCAUAGAGCAGACCUGCCCCGCCCCCGUCAUCCACUCUAUCGAACCCCUGUCAGGCCUGGUGGAGGGGGGAACUUUGGUUACCAUCUCUGGGUCUAACCUGGGGCAGAAGGCCGACGACAUCCUGGAAUCAGUCACUGUGGCUGGGGUGGCCUGCACUGUCAUCCCCCAGCUCUACGAGAUCUCCUCCAGGAUUGUGUGUAGGACCAAAGCCAGUGGAGGAGAGAAGAUUGGCCAGGUGUCUGUAGAAGUGAAUGGGGGAGAAUUUGGCCUCUCCAGCCAGAGAUUCAGCUACCAGGAUCCCUUCUUGAUGGAAGUGACCCCACAGAGGGGUCCCAAGGCAGGGGGCACGUCCCUGACCAUCACGGGGAGGAACCUACUGACUGGUCGGCCCACUGACCUCACCGUCACUGUGGGAGGGGUGCCCUGUUCCAUAUCCUCAGUGCAGGAGUCCAGUGUGGUGUGUGUUACAGGCAGCAGCAACAGGACAAGCGAGCAUCGUGUGACGCUUCACUACAGCAACAGUCCCCGUCACCUCCACGACAUGCCCUACCGCUACACCCCUGACCCCAACAUCACCAAUGCCGCUCCGGCAAAGAGCUUCCUUGGUGGCGGUCGUUUGAUCUUCGUGUCGGGCCACAAUCUGGACGUGGUCCAGGAUCCCAGGAUGGUGGUGACCGUCUCUCCCUACCAGUCCCUGACGAGGAGGAGGAGGAGGAGUGGAGGAGGGAAGCAGGAGAAGGUGGGGGGCAGGCUUCGUAGGAUGGUGCCUGAGGUUGACUGCCCUGGGGAUCCUGCCUGCUUACUCAAGCAGUACGUGGAGCGCUGCGAAGUCAACUCCUCCUCCCUAGUCCUGUGUCGCAGCCCAGCCGUGGCGGCCUCGGUCUGGGGCUCCCAGGUGGCUGUGGACUUUCUCCUGGACAACCUGCGCUUCCCAUUCGGUGCCGUCAGCCCCCAGGGCUUCCUGUACGAACCCGACCCUGUCCUGCACCCCCUCAACCAGCACGACCCUCUCCAGCCCUACCGCUACAACCCUGGCAGCUUUAUUCAGCUGGAGGGAGAGAACCUGGACCUGGCAAUCUCUAAGGAUGAGGUGGUGGUGCUGGUAGGCGAGGGGGUGUGCGCGGUGAAGACCCUGACCAGGAACCACCUCUACUGCGAGCCCCCACCCCUGCAGCCCGCCCCCGGAGGCCCAGGGAGGAAACGCGAGGGCGGCGACACACUGCCCGAAUUCACAGUCCAGAUGGGGAACCUGAACUUCUCACUGGGGAGGGUUCAGUAUGACACCCUCAGUCUUGCUAUGUUCCCCCUUGAGGCCCAGGUGGGGGUGGGGGUAGGGGCCUCUAUAGUCGCCCUCAUUGUCCUCAUCAUCGUGCUCAUAUACAGGAGGAAGAGUAAGCAGGCCCUGAGGGACUAUAAGAAGGUGCAGAUCCAGCUUGAGAACUUAGAGACCAGUGUGAGAGACCGUUGCAAGAAGGAGUUCACUGAUCUGAUGACAGAGAUGAUGGACAUGUCCAGUGACCUGGUGGGCUCGGGCAUCCCCUUCCUGGACUACAAGGCGUACGCCGAGCGCAUCUUCUUCCCGGGCCACCGGGAGUCCCCGCUGCGGCGAGGGCUGGAUGUGCAGGAGUGUCGCAGGCAAACGGUGGAGCAGGGCCUGCUGCAGCUGUCUAACCUGCUCAACAGCAAGCUGUUCCUCACCAAGUUUAUCCACACCUUGGAGAGCCAGAGGACUUUCUCCCCGCGGGACCGUGCCUACGUGGCCUCCCUCCUCACGGUGGCGCUGCACGGCAAACUAGAGUACUUCACUGAUAUCCUAAAGACGCUGCUCAACGACCUGGUGGAGCAGUACGUGGCCAAGAACCCCAAGCUGAUGCUGCGCAGAACAGAGACGGUUGUGGAGAAGUUGCUGACCAACUGGAUGUCCAUCUGUCUCUAUGCCUUCCUCAGGGACUCUGCAGGGGAGUCUUUGUAUAUGCUGUUCAGGGCCAUCAAGCACCAGGUGGACAAGGGUCCUGUUGACGCAGUGACGGGGAAAGCCAAGUACACCCUCAACGACAACCGCCUGCUCCGAGAGGACGUGGAGUACCGCACCCUGACUCUGAACGUGCUGAUGCAGGGCGGGGGGGUAAACGAGACCCAGCCCCUGCCCUCCAAGGUGCUGGACUGUGACACCAUCACCCAGGUGAAGGAGAAGCUGCUGGAGCAAGUGUACAAGGGCACCUCGUUCUCCCACCGGCCCCACACAGACUCUCUGGACCUGGAGUGGAGGUCUGGAGUAGCAGGUCACCUGAUCCUUUCGGAUGAGGACCUAACAUCCGUUGUCCAGGGCAACUGGAAACGACUCAACACACUCCAGCACUACAAGGUUCCAGACGGCGCCACGGUUGCGUUGGUCCCGCGCCACACCAAACACAUCCACCAUGACAGCCACGACUACGUGGCCGGAGAAAAGACGCCCAUGCUGGAGGAUGCGGACGAGGGCGGCGUGAGGCUGUGGCACCUGGUGAAGGCCAGCGAGGAGCCCGAGCUGCCCAAGCACCGCCGGGGCAGCCUGAGGGAGAGGGAGAGGGCCAAGGCCAUACCAGAGAUCUACCUCACACGGUUGCUCUCCAUGAAGGGAACUCUCCAGAAGUUUGUGGACGACCUGUUCACAGUGAUCCUGAGCACCAGUCGGCCCGUACCCCUGGCGGUCAAGUACUUUUUCGACCUGCUGGACGACCAGGCAGGCCACCACGGCAUAUCCGACCCCGAGACCAUCCACAUCUGGAAGACCAACAGUCUUCCUCUGAGGUUCUGGAUCAACAUAGUGAAAAACCCCCAGUUCAUCUUCGACGUCCAGGCGUCUGACCACGUUGACGCUGUGCUCUCAGUCAUCUCCCAGACCUUCAUGGACUCCUGCACCCUUGCUGAGCACAAGCUGGGGAGGGACUCUCCCAUCAACAAACUGCUGUAUGCCAGAGACAUUCCCCGCUAUAAGCAGAUGGUGGAAAGGUACUACGCUGACAUCAGGCAAACGAUAUCAGCCAGCGACCAGGAGAUGAACUCUGCCCUAGCAGAACUGUCCAGGAAUUACUCAGGCGAGUUAAAUUACCUUGUCGCCCUGCAUGAGCUGUAUAAGUACAUCAACAAGUACUAUGACCAGAUCAUCACAGCAUUAGAGGAGGACACCACUGCCCAGAAGAUGCAGCUAGGCUACCGGCUCCAGCAGAUUGCCGCCGCUGUGGAGAACAAGGUCACCGACUUGUGACAGAGGAGCACCAGAGUUGCUCGGCGGAGGAGGGGGGAGGGGGUGAGGCCCAAAUGAGUUAGACAGUGAGCACACACUGUAGGUUUACACUCUAGGGGAUGGGUCGAAUGGGGAGAAAGGAGGGAGCAGGGAGAAGAGGAAUGGAUGAAUUGAUGGACAAAUAAAUGGAGAGAAGGAUAGACGGAUGGACACAAAGUAAUAUACUCUUUUGUGGGAGAAGGGGUGCAAGGAGGUGGCAAUGGACUGAGUACCCCCCUUUACCACUCCAAGGAUCAUUCCGCAAGCCUUGACUGACUUUGGAGUGCAAUGGAUUUGGAAGUGAAUGGAACACACACAAAAAUACAUAAGAGUUGACCAUGGAGCUCUAAACUCCACAGGUUCCUGUGCGGUGGACGUGACCGCUGGAAUAAACACACACGGAGGACAAGGAUUUAAUUAGUCACUUUUUAUUGCCCACCGCUGGACGUCUGCCCUUCUGUGACAUCUACCUCUUCUUGACCCAGGUGUGCAAAGGGUUCAGUGUCAGAGUUCAAACUAAACUCUAAGGCUAGUGUCUAAACAUUGGUUAUGUGGCAUAUUACUGAUAGCUACCAGAACUUUGUCAAGUGAGAGAGAGAUGGACAGAAAAAGAGGGAGGGAGUGAAAGUCUCAUCACACUCCGAAGCAGAGUGUUGAAGCGUCAUCAAUACAUGUUAAUACAAACAUGGUACUAAUGCCUCUCUUGCUUUCAAUUGUGUUGGAAUUGUCCCUCUGUCUUUUUGUCUACAAAGCUUGUACGUGUGCGUACAUGUUAUGUCAUUUCCCACAUUGUUUUGGCUUGUAAGCCUCAACCACUACUAGUACAGUACUGGUUUAAAAAUGGUCAUUACUGAUAUAUAUAAAGUAUACACAUACUUCAGGCAUUGUUUGUAUCAUAGGGUACUCUUAGCUGUGUUACUCUGAUUAUAAUCCCCUUUUCUAUGACAACACACAUGAAGGCCAAUUCAGGGGUCAAUUUACUUUUUGGGGGAAAGGAUGGUCUAAAGAAGUUCCCAAACUUCCAGAGGAAAUUCUGCCAUGUUACAAGAAAAUACAUUUACUAUGAAAAGCAUAGGGGCUUAGAUGCUGUAUCACCUUGCUUUACCUCAGUUUACCAUAAUACAUCACAAUACUUUUCUUUUAUAGUUUUAUGUUAUUUAAAUGCUCAAAUUUUUAUUUAUACACAUAUCCUGACCAACAGGUACUGCUAGCACAUAUCCGUUUAAAUGGUGGAUUUGCAUAGCAUGAGUUGGGAGUGUUGAAAGACCGAUGUGCGCACACAGCUCUCAAUCAGACAUUUUUCAGACUUUUUAUAACUUUUCACAAUUGAUUCGGGGCAGUGCUGAAGGGUGGAAUAGUUGUGGCGGUAACCAAUUGAUGAAGUCCAUCAGUUUUGCCUGUGUUUAUUAAUUAUGUCACAAAACUCUAGGGAAGACAACAAUGUGGUCAAGAAUGUUUUCAAGUUUCAGCAUAAUGCUGAAAGGUACUCAAGCAAGAGGCUGUAUUUUAGAAAGUAGUGUUUGUUGGUGUUAAAUGCUGUUAUUUUGACGCUUCUAGUCUAACAAUCACUGGAAAGACACUAGAAUCUCAGCAUGGGAUUGCUUUUUAGAAUUGAACCAUAGAGGUAUAUGCCCCAUGACAUUUAUGGCAUAGCUCUGUACACCUUUCUGCAUUAUAUAUUUUUCACAUUCCUUUUACAUUUUCAUCAAGGAAAAAUAUGAGUCAUGUCUCACUUUGCUUUGUUGUAGUGUUUUAAUUUGUAUGGUUUAACUGCCUGGAUCUGUGUUGCAGUUUUCUUAUCGAACACUAGAUGGAAGCAAUUUCUAUGUUUAUUGAACUGCCUCUUUAUAUACAAAACACUCAAGGAUGCUAUGACCUGGGGAUGUUAAAACACAUUUUGACAGGUAUGUUGUUACAAUUAUCCAUAAAGCACACUGCUUUUUUUGUGUUGUAUAUGAUAUACAGCCAUUUGUCAAAGAUUCAACAAGUGUUUAUAAUUUUAUCAACUCACAUUCUGGUAAUAUUUAUAAAGCUGAUAAAUGUUUGCCCAUUCAAUCCGAGGUUGUGUGUGUUACUUAUCUGACUUUACAAAAUUGAGAAUUUAGACCACCGGAUGCACUUGAGGUGUUCCAACGAAUAGUGACCAAAAACUGUAAGGCCUAAGCAAGAAUUAUAUCAGUGAACUGUCUGUCUUAUUUCUGUACUCCAAACAACUCCUUGGCAAGAGUGUGAGGGAUGUAUUUGUUGAACAUGGUCCCUUAAGUUCUAUUCUGCUGUAUCUAUACACCCAUGCCCAUAAAUGACACAUUGUAAGCAAGUCAUAGAGUAAUGCCAUAGGCUAUCACACUAAUUACCAUACACGCAACUAAUAUGGCUUGUCUGAAUGGAUGAUUUGUACUGUCCUAUGCUUAUAAUGUAGAUGACUAUAAAACCUGAGUAUGAUGGACACGGGGGUCAUUUGAGGGAAAACUGUAAUUAUUGUUAGGGUGUAUAAAGUUCUGCUAUGUAGAGCAGGCUCUGCAAGGAGCAAUUUUAAGGAAGUUUCUUAUUUUGUUUCUUAAUAUUAUUUGUACAUAGUGAUUUAAUAAUGUAACUUGUAGCAACUUAACCUGUUUAAUAAGAUAAUGUGCAAUUUCUUACAGAUGGUGAAGAAAUAAAGUAUUCAAAAUUG
This is a messenger RNA of Hypomesus transpacificus, 10055 nucleotides long. RefSeq names its product plexin b1b (gene plxnb1b). Gene Ontology annotation, biological process: negative regulation of cell adhesion; regulation of cell migration; positive regulation of axonogenesis. Gene Ontology annotation, cellular component: semaphorin receptor complex. Gene Ontology annotation, molecular function: protein binding; semaphorin receptor activity. The transcript is spliced from 39 exons. The record is from RefSeq and is a predicted model, not a curated record. Lineage: Eukaryota; Metazoa; Chordata; Actinopteri; Osmeriformes; Osmeridae. Bases 581 to 7366 code for a protein of 2261 amino acids.